Egretta garzetta (little egret) is the source of this 4746-nucleotide messenger RNA. It is a transcript of the gene VAMP7, whose product is annotated as vesicle associated membrane protein 7. Gene Ontology annotation, biological process: exocytosis; vesicle fusion. Gene Ontology annotation, molecular function: SNAP receptor activity; SNARE binding. The record is from RefSeq and is a predicted model, not a curated record. The transcript is spliced from 8 exons. The coding region runs from base 2155 to 2817 and encodes 220 amino acids. NCBI's taxonomy places the organism in Eukaryota, Metazoa, Chordata, Aves, Pelecaniformes, Ardeidae. Gene Ontology annotation, cellular component: membrane; SNARE complex.
UGUGGCAGGGGGAGGGUUUGUGGAUGGGUUUUUUUUCUUUUACUACUGCUCCUUUAUAUUGGUUCUGUUCUUUGAGUGACUGCAACGUGAAGAGAUUGGUUUCUUGAUACUCGGCAGUCACCUGAUUGCUCAAGAGGCUUAGUGGUGUGUGUUUAUUCCUGGCUGUGACCUGGCGGCGUACCGUGCACCGACACCGCUCUGGUUCAGUUGCUGGACUGGCCAAAAUGCUGCAGGCGACGGUAUCGUGGUGGAUCUGAAGGGACGUGAUUGUAUAAUCAAUUCCUCUUGGUUUCGUUGGUGUUGCUGCGCAUCAGCGUGCUGUUGUAACUGCUCACAAAUUCUUUGACUUUUGCUGCUUGUUCCUCAUUAGGGAAACGAGGGUUGGGGGCACCUGAAGAGAUCAGGCGCUGAGUGAGUAGAAAACAGAAUAAAUUGCAGGUUGUGUAAUUUGCAUCUUUUGGCUAAAUUAGUCAAAGCUAAGGUGUAGGAUAGGGGAUGAGUCUAAGCUUGUAGAGAAUCACUUGUGAAGAGCUGGGCAGUCGGAACUUUUUUUUUUUGCCACAGGCAUUAGCUUUUUGCUGGGAAAACGUUUGUGCUCUCUGCCACCUCGUCAGACAGGAGCGAGGUGCUGCCUCUUCACUCGGGUGAAACCGGGAGCAGUUGCAUGGCAGUUAAUCAUUUCUUUGUGCCCGAUCAGAAUCAGCUGUGUGGCUGCCCGUGUCUCUGGUGUGAUAAGCAUUUAACUUGAGUUACCCAAGGUUUAGUUUUGCCUUAUCUGUGUCGAUAAACGUGCUGGGUCUGUGUUUUUUCUUGGCUUCUCUUCUGCUUCAGCUCCUUCAGGUGGUGGCUCCUGCAGGGAGCUCCCAGGGAGUUACCCAUUCCUUUAUGUUUUAGCUCUGAGGAAUCCCCGCUUCUGCUCAAUGCUAAAUACUCCCAAAUUAAAUGAUCUUGCGGACAUCAGGCUAAAGCUUUUGUGUCUCUUCAGGGCUGUGGAGGGUGGACUUGUGAUUAGUAACUCGUUCAGCUUGUGUUUAACUAGAGGUAGGUGGGUCUUGGCCUUGGGAACUAGAGCCUUGCUUUGUGGCCCUCAGGCUUCCAUGGCUGUAGCACCGUGCUUUGAAGAGCUGAGGGCAGCUUUUUAAGGCCAGAGGCAGCAAAAGAUCACUGGACUCUAUGGCUCUUUUCCUCCUCUGAUGCAAUCAACACGUGGUCGAUGCAGCAAUUUAAGGCUGGCUUAAAAAAAAAAAAAAAAGCAAGGUCUGCUAGGUUGGCCACGUAAGUCUUCUGUGGCAGGAUGUCAGGGAACUGGGUGCUGGGAGCACCCCAAAACAGGGUUUGUGCAUGCAGGCUGUGUGCAUGCAGAUUGACCAGUCUGUGGGCUCUUCUAGAUACAGCUUUCUGGAAGGAAGUUUGGAUUUUCUGUAGUGGGGCAGCUCUAAAAUGCUCUCAGCAAGAUGGGAUCUGGCAGGCUGGUUCAGUGAUGCUGGGAGGAAAAGGUUGCGGUCGGGCUUCUGAGAGGCUUUGCAAAUGACUUGGCUCCCUGCUUGUCAUGUGAUGUUCUUGGUGGUUCCAGUGUUGCAAGAGACGAUAGGAUGCCUUGGAAGCGUGUUUUUCAACUCCUGUAAGGCACUUGCUCUAAACGGGGAGCGCUGGGACUUUGUAGGCCUUUCUAUAAAUCGAAAUUGUUCCUGUAUGUGAAGAGCAGCGUGAUGAGCAAGAGCUGCCCUAAAGCUCCAGUACCGUGAGAGUCCUAACCUUGACCGGGGCUGGACCAUGGGUCUGACUUGGCAGGCCACCCGCUUUGCGGCUUGAAGAUACUGGCUGCUCUUCAUAGUAUUUCUCCCUGGAAAAAAAAAAAUCCUGAACUUCUGUGGAGUGAGUGAUUCAGUGUUAUGAAUGUCAAUCCAUAUCACUUCUUGUCACCUCCUUUCUGAACUCACGUGAGCUCUCGUCCUCCACCACAACACGUGGGAGGGAGCUUCAGCGGAUGCCUUGUGUGUAGAACUACUUCCCUGUGCUGGAACCUGGUCUUGAAUGUUUCAUUUUUCUCUUACAGAUAGCGAGCAAUCACGGCUUUCUUCUCUGCUGUGUGUUCUUUUUCCUUGGGCAUCUUUGUGUUGAGGAGUUCCCUUAGAAAGCGUGUAGCGUGAAGUCAUGGCUAUCCUGUUUGCUGUCGUGGCAAGGGGCACAACCAUCCUUGCCAAACAUGCCUGGUGCGGAGGAAACUUCCUGGAGGUGACAGAGCAGAUCCUGGCGAAAAUACCAUCUGAAAACAACAAACUGACCUAUUCACAUGGGAAUUAUCUGUUCCAUUACAUCUGCCAAGACAGGAUUAUAUACCUCUGCAUCACAGAUGAUGACUUUGAACGAUCCAGAGCCUUCAACUUCCUGAAUGAAAUCAAGAAGAGGUUUCAGACCACGUAUGGCUCGAGAGCACAGACGGCCCUCCCCUAUGCAAUGAACAGCGAGUUCUCAAGUGUCUUAGCUGCACAGCUGAAAUACCACUCGGAGAGCAAGGGCACUGACCAGGUGGCAGAGACGCAAGCUCAAAUUGAUGAACUGAAAGGAAUCAUGGUUCGAAACAUAGACCUUGUGGCACAAAGAGGAGAGAAGCUGGAGCUGCUGAUCGAUAAAACAGAGAAUCUUGUGGAUUCGUCAGUCACUUUCAAAACUACCAGCAGGAACCUCGCUAGAGCCAUGUGUAUGAAGAACCUCAAGCUUACCAUCGUCAUCAUCAUUGUAUCAAUUGUUAUCAUCUAUAUCAUCCUGUCGGCUGCCUGCGGCGGGCUCGCCUGGCCAAGCUGUGUGCAGAAGUAACUGGAGGCAGCUGGUGCGGGUCACUUGGAGAUGAGAAUCACAGGAGUGUGAAGAAGCAACCUACAGGAUAACUCUUAAUCUUUCACUACUGACACCUUCUCAUUCCUCCAUCCCUCCAGGACUUCAGACUUUUUUGCCUUAUCACCCCGAACAGGCCCAGCCGGUCACUGCUGCUCUGCUGCCGUCACCUCGAGAAUGGGCUGGUUUAAAUUACUUGAAGGGAUUUGUUUUGUUUUGUUCUGUUGUUUCUUUUCCUGUCCCAACUACACCCCUCUCGGCUGGGUGGGCAGUCCCUCCAGCUCUGCGGGGUUGUGUGCAUGGCUCGCCCCUGUGUCCGUGUAGCUUCGCGCUGCCGUGUGAGCGUCCGGGGGGGGCACAGCGCCGGGAGCAGCGUCCUCCCCGUGGAGGGGACCCCCUUGAGGGCCGCUCGGGGCGGGGGGGACAGGAUGGGCGUACAGGGGGGGGGACUUCCCACUUUUUCUACAAACGCUGGCGAGCCGGGUGCCUCUCCCUGCGCCUCCGGCCCCGGGUGGUUCUGUAGCGUUUCGGCACGUCGAGGUUGCAAGCGUCACAGAAGGAACGGCUUUUGGGCGAGGGCUUCGUGCCCCGAGAGGCGUAGGUGCUGCUUCUGGGUGAAAUCUCCCUUUUCCUGGAGGUCUUUCUGCAGGUGGGAGGAGACGGUGCUGGGUCACCUCAGCAUUUUGAAAUGGCUGCCUCUUCAUCCUCACUUCUUCCUCAUCUCCCCCCCCCUCCCCCCUUAAUUUGUGGCUAAAUCAAUACAGUAAAGGAGAUGGUCGCAUAUAGCUAAGGUUGCAGUAACGUAUCUGCUUUCUCACGUUAUUUCUCCUGUUCUUCGUUUGAGGGUGGACUAAACGGAAUACUAACGUUAUCACUUGCUAAGGUGAACCCGGGGGCCAGUCUGCCUUGAGGAGGUGCCAGGUUCCUGCUGCCUGCGCUUCUGCGCUCAAGGUGGGGGCUGCAAACCCAGGGCAGGGGAGGGACAGCGGGUCGGCGGGGCGCUUGCUUUUGCCAUGGGCCGACGGCAAGAGGCCCUUUCGGAGGAUGUAGUAUCAUGAACUCUGAAAAUAAAAGCCAAACCAAACCUGAGGCUAAUAACCAAAUGUAGGGGCAGGUACGCGGCGGAGGUGCUCCUGUCGGAGGGCAGGGACGGAGCUGCCGGCCGCUGGGAGCUGCCAAAGCUGUUUCUGCCCCCCCGGGCACCUGAAGGGUCGGACUGGUUCUGGCCGAGGGGGGGCAGGGGCUUCUGUUGCGUUCCAAGAGACGAAAUGGAAAUGAGGGAAAUCUCAUAAAAGCACCAGGCGGUCUCCAAAGGACGCUGCACCUUUUUGGCUGAAGGAAGCGGCUUCUCGCAGCGGGUGGGAGCCGCCAGGGCGUGGGAAGGGGAGGCUUAACUGGGCGGCUGACCCGGGGCGGGGGCUGCUGCUCCCUCCCCUGCUUCUCCGGGCGAGCGUUACGCUGACCCUGGAGCUCCCCAGCCGGCGCCAGGUAAGGAGCUCUCCUCUGAACUCGCGCGCUCGUCCGGGUUUGUCUUCUACGAGGCUGAAAUUCAACUAAGGGUAACGGGAUCUUGAUAGCCAGGAAGCGCCAGGGGUUCUGGCGGUCGCGGGCGGCUGUUUCUGUUUGCAUUCAUCAAAUGUAGAGCGUAGAGAAAGAUUGCCUUCCUCUCCCCUCCUCCUCUUACAGCCACCGUUCAGUGUACAGCUGUGCAUGUUCUAGGGAGUGUUGAUGUCACUGUGUUCAUUUCUACGAUUUUGUUGUCUUAAUGUACAAAUACUUUUUAAAGAAAAUACUUCCUUUCCUUUUAAAGGACGCACUGAGGCAUUAGUGUAAAAACAACUUGAUUUAAAUAAAAUUACUGUACAGAAAGCAAGAGUUGUUAAGUUCUGUGAAAGGUCUGGCGCCCGGUGC